Clunio marinus is the source of this 225-nucleotide messenger RNA. The record is from the annotation of a GenBank genome assembly. Lineage: Eukaryota; Metazoa; Arthropoda; Insecta; Diptera; Chironomidae.
AUGGAAAAGAAAGUUUACGAAGUUCCAUUGCCCUGCCUGGCGCACGAGAAAGGUUCACUUGGCAGGAGUGGCUUAGAAAUGAUGAUGAAUAAAAGAGAAAUAAAAAAAAAACAGUACAACAACACAUGGAAAAUUAAAUUUAUGGGCUUGAGGCUUGAUACACAACAAUUGAUGAUGGGUUUACUUACUCUUCAGCAACAUAGUAUUCAGUAUCAAAGAAGAUAA